This is a messenger RNA of Cucurbita pepo subsp. pepo (vegetable marrow), 748 nucleotides long. RefSeq names its product Lactoylglutathione lyase / glyoxalase I family protein. The record is from RefSeq and is a predicted model, not a curated record. NCBI's taxonomy places the organism in Eukaryota, Viridiplantae, Streptophyta, Magnoliopsida, Cucurbitales, Cucurbitaceae.
UCGUGUAAUCUGGUAAUUAUCUUGGACGUCGUGCAAGAUAUAAGCACGAGGAUCUCCGACGAAGCAUCCAAAUCGGUACAGUUCUUAUUCAGGAGAAAAAUGGCGGUUCCAGUAGCAAAAGCAGCGUCGCUCGCCCACAUAGCUAGAGAAUCUUCGGAUAUCCAUCGCCUUUCUGAAUUCUACAAAGAGAUGUUUGGAUUCGAGGAAAUUGAGAGUCCAAAUUUUGGAGAACUCAAGGUUAUUUGGCUGAACCUUCCUUCUGCCUUUCAACUUCACCUCAUCGAGAGAGACCCUAAAUCCAAGCUUCCUGAAGGUCCAUGGAGCGCCACGUCACCCGUUGUCGAUCCUAGCCAUCUUCCACGAGGUCACCACAUCUGCUUCUCUGUUUCCAGUUCCAAUUUCGACUCUGUCGUUCAUUCUCUCAAGGAAAAGGGCAUACAGACAUUUGAGAAAACCCUACCAAAUGGGAAGGUAAAGCAAGUCUUCUUCUUUGAUCCAGAUGGUAAUGGAUUGGAGAUUGCAAGUCGGGAAGAUUGAGUAAGAAAGAUCUAACUUUACGUAAUGUAAUCGAAUGUAGUCUUGUCUGCGGGCUUAUAAAAAGGGUCCAUAGUUGUCUUGUUGACUUGUGUUGUGUAUCGAAAAAUGGGAAUGUAAGGAAAUGAUAUAAAAAGUCAAUAAAUUUGGCCAUACUGACUGAACCAAUCGAAUCAAAUGGUUGUAUUUCUUAAUGAAGGCUAUGUUGGGCGCC